UACAUACAAAGCAUACAACAACAUAUUUUGUACCUACCUAUUUAUGUAGAUUCUGAGUAUUCACUUACGUAACUGAUUUAAUAAAUUCUCAAUAGUGUUUACUACACUAAGAAUCUCAUUAUUUUUUAAUAAAAAUUACCUACACGUGAUAUUAGCGGAACUGUGGAAAACACGAACGAUACCAUCUACUAGAAGAAGAAAUUAUCAUUAACUUUAACACUACGAAUCUCAAUAUUUCUAAAUAAUGGCGCGUAAGGAAGAACCUAAAAUCCAGCCUAAUAAUGACUUAGAGAAGAAAAUAAUAGAAGCAUUUGAGGUAUUCGAUCACUCGGGGAAGCAAGUUGUGGACGUUAGAGAGAUCGGGACUAUCCUUCGCUCUUUAGGAUGCUGUCCAACCGAAGCGGAGAUUCAGGAGGUGAUCUUGGCGACGGAGAACAAAGAGGCGACUGGCAACGUGCCACUCGCCAACUUCUUACCGUUCAUGUGUAAAGUUAUGUUGGAACACAGAUACUAUCCAGCCAGUGCCGAGAUGCUACUAGCCGCUUUUAGAUAUUUCGACACCGAGGGAAAAGGAUAUUUGACUAAGGAGCGAUUCUCUCAGCUUAUGCUGGAAGAAGGCGAGCCAUUUACCCAGGAGGAAUACGAAGAAAUGAUGCAGACGGCGCUCGACCCGGUGACCGACACCAUUACAUACGAGUACUACAUCAAUCAACUGAUGGUGGCCUCUAAGGAAGUUUAUGAUAUCGCCGAUGUGAUGGAAGCGGAACGCAAACGAGUCGAGGCCGCUGCGCCGAAGAAACGGAGAGCCUCUGAAAUGCUCCGCAAUCUAUGAAUGAACACAUGGUUCUGUUUAUACUAUCCGCUCGCGUCGAGUUGGCCGUCGAUGACCGUUACAAAAUGACGUUGAAGGGCCAAUCACAGGCACAUCAACCAUAGAGGUACAAGAAUAGAGUAGGGGACAUAUAGACUCUACUACAAGUGGAUAUGUCCCUCUAAUAGAAAGAGAAAGAAGAUGAGAGACCGCUAGCUUUUCUCUCUAAUCGCGCGCAUUGGCAACCGUAAGCAUCUUACUAUUUUGAUGUGAUGCCAUUGGAUGCCAUGCGUCACAAGAGAGAGAGAUAGCUAGCGGUCUCUCAUCUUCUUUCUCUUUCUACUAGACUGACACUUUUAGAGCCGCCUUCCCCACUUUAUUUUUAUACCUCUAUGACAUCAACUGGUUCCGUCGCGUCGACCAAUAGGGUCGACUAGUCUGUCUAGGAGCGCAGUGCGGCGAGACGAAGAGGGUGGGAGUGGCCAACUCGAAGCGAACGCGUAGUACAAUAAAUACUGAAAGUUAUAAUCAAAAAGUGGAGGAUGAAGUAGUGGAAACUGCCGAAUUACCUAAAUAAUUGAAUCAGUGAAUUUCUGGUACCAACGAUAAUACUCAAAAUGAUAUUUUUGUGUACGAAAUUUUUGUUCGGAUAAAACAGUAAAUAAUUGAACACUAUAAUCAUUUAGUCAUUUAUUUUCCUCUAAAUCAAUAAACAGUUUUGUGAUAUAAUAUAUUCCCAUCUUAACUUUAUUUUUAUUUUAAACUUAAAGCUAUUCGUCAUCAGAACCGCUACAUUCGUCUAACACGAUUCCUGCAGACAUAAGAUAUUGGUACAACUCAUUGUCAUCUAAUUCUUCAAAAUCAUCCCCUUUCGAUGUCUUCUUUGUGUCAGAUUGUUUUUUAACAUUAGAUGUGUCUGCUUUUUUGACUACUUGUUUUGUAUUUGGUUUAGUAUUUGUGACAGUUUUGGUUUCUGUAACUUUGCCCGCAACUUUAAUAUUAGUCUUAGUUGAAGGUUGAACACUUUUAGUAUUAGUCUUAGUUGAAGGUGUGACAUUUGCAGGUUUGCCAGUGGGUUUAUUAAUAUUUUUGGCAUUUGCUGUAGUUGCAGUAGUAUUAUUAUUACCCACUUUUGUAUUGGGAGUCUUGACUGUCGUUGCAGGUUUAGUAUCUUGUACAUCUAUGGAUUUCGUAGCACUAACAACUUUUGGGGUUUUUGAAACAGUUUCAUUUUUAUUAUCAUUUGGCUUUGUAGUUGAAACAGUAUUAGUAUUAUUGCUACUUUGUUUUAUGGAAGAAGCACUGGCAGUCUUGUUAUUUGUAGCGUUUGUAUUCUUUACUGUAGUUUUAUUAUCUUCAGCCAUUUUGGCGGAAGUAUUGCUCGUUUCGUUCUUUUUAUUUAAAACUGUACUUUGAGUUUGGAUGUUUGCAGUGUUAUUAGUAUUUGAAUUGUUUGGACUAGAUUUAAUGGGUGUUUUGUUUUCCACGGUCUUUGCUUUAGUUUCAGAUGCAACCUUAGUUUCUUGGAUAUUACUUUUAGCAUCUGUAGUUUUCCUAUUAACAUUAGAAUUGCCAGUUUUAGUAACUGUUGAGGCAUUUUCAUCUGCUUUCAUAGUAUCUGUUUUGCUAGAUGAUUUGUUAUCAUCCAGUUUCUUAUUUAUCGUUUCGCUGGCUUUCUUUUGGUCAGUGUUAUUAGAAGGAAUUUCUUGCAAAUUCUCUAUUUCAGCUUUGGUUUCUUUUGGUUGAUGUUUUUCUUUUUCAGUGUUGGUGUCUUUUGGUUCCGUUUUACUAUCAAAAGAUUCCAUAUGCUCCUGUCCUUCCGUAUUACUAGAAGCAUUAUUAUCUUCUUCUGGAGUGCCAUAUAUGGUUUUUAUGUUCUUGGGACAUUGGGUAAAUCUAUAGCAUGGUGCUAUUGUAAUCUUGGCUGCGCCUGUUACAGAUAAAUAUUUU
Messenger RNA from Chilo suppressalis (striped riceborer), 2761 nucleotides. NCBI's taxonomy places the organism in Eukaryota, Metazoa, Arthropoda, Insecta, Lepidoptera, Crambidae. The record is from the annotation of a GenBank genome assembly.